UCAGUAGUAGUGAUAUACACAUUUGCAACCUCUCCACCAACCAAUCCAAUGCCGAAAAACUAGAAAGAAAACAAUCUCUCUGCGUUUUCAUCUCAUCAUCCAUCACGUUUCCACCUUUAUUCAUCAAUCAUCAACAUGGAGCGCGCACGUAGGCUUGCUUACAGAGGCAUCGUGAGACGCCUCGUUAACGAAUCGAAACGACACCGUAACGGCCCCGAGAUCACCCCUCACCAUGUCCCCUCCGUCGUCCCCCACGCUCCCUCUAGGUACAUCUCUUCCCUCUCCCCUUUCCUCUCCAACAACCACAGAUCCGUCAAUCUCCCCAAACACCACCACCACCACAACCAGACGCGAUCCAUCUCCGUCGACGCCGUCAAGCCUGGCGACACCUUCCCGCGGCGCCACAACUCCGCGACGCCGGACGAGCAAGCGCACAUGGCGAAAUACUGCGGAUACGACCACAUCGACUCCUUAGUCGACGACACCGUCCCGAAACAGAUCCGAAUCGACUCCAUGAAGUUCUCCAAAUUCGACGGAGGCCUUACGGAGAGCCAGAUGAUCGCUCACAUGACCGACCUCGCCUCCAAGAACAAGGUCUUCAAGUCCUUCAUCGGGAUGGGGUACUACAACACCCACGUCCCUCCCGUCAUCGUCCGCAACAUCCUCGAGAACCCCGCCUGGUACACUCAGUACACUCCUUACCAGGCCGAGAUCUCCCAGGGACGCCUCGAGUCCCUCCUCAACUUCCAGACCAUGAUCACCGACCUCACCGGCCUCCCCAUGUCCAACGCUUCCUUGCUAGACGAAGGGACAGCUGCUGAAGCCAUGGCGAUGUGUAACAAUAUUCAGAAGGGGAAGAAGAAGACGUUCGUGAUCGCGAGUAACUGCCACCCUCAGACGAUCGAGAUUUGCAAAACCAGAGCUGACGGUUUUGAUUUGAAAGUCGUUACGAAGGAUCUCAAGGAGAUUGAUUAUAGCUGUGGUGACGUGUGUGGGGUCCUCGUUCAGUACCCUGGGACUGAAGGGGAAGUGUUGGAUUACGGUGAGUUUGUUAAGAACGCUCAUGCUAACGGUGUGAAGGUUGUUAUGGCGACGGAUCUGUUGGCCUUGACGGUGUUGAAGCCUCCUGGGGAGUUUGGGGCUGAUAUUGUGGUUGGUUCGGCUCAGAGGUUUGGUGUUCCGAUGGGUUACGGUGGUCCUCAUGCUGCGUUUUUGGCUACUUCGGGAGAGUAUAAGAGAAUGAUGCCUGGGAGGAUUAUUGGUGUCAGUGUUGAUUCUACUGGGAAGCCAGCUCUGCGUAUGGCUAUGCAGACUAGGGAACAGCAUAUUAGGAGGGAUAAAGCCACUAGCAACAUCUGUACUGCUCAAGCGUUGCUUGCAAACAUGGCUGCCAUGUAUGCUGUUUACCACGGGCCCGCGGGUCUGAAAUCUAUUGCCGAACGCGUUCAUGGUCUUGCUGGCAUAUUUUCCUUGGGAUUGAAGAAGCUCGGUGUUGCUGAAGUUCAAGAUCUUCCCUACUUUGACACUGUGAAAAUCAAGUGCUCGGAUGCACAUGCAAUUGCUGAUGCAGCUGUCAAGAGCGAAAUGAAUCUGCGUGUUGUGGACUCAAACACUAUUACUGCUUCUUUUGACGAAACAACUACCUUGGAUGAUGUCGAUAAACUUUUCAAAGUUUUUGCUUCUGGCAAGCCUGUUCCGUUCACGGCUGAAUCUCUUGCUCCUGAGGUUAAGAAUUCCAUCCCCUCUAACCUAACAAGAGAGAGCUCUUAUCUCACCCACCCAAUCUUCAACAUGUACCACACAGAGCAUGAGUUGCUCAGGUACAUCCACAAGUUGGCGACGAAGGAUCUCUCACUGUGCCACAGCAUGAUUCCAUUGGGAUCUUGUACAAUGAAGUUAAAUGCAACAACUGAAAUGAUGCCAGUCUCAUGGCCAAGUUUCACUGACAUCCACCCAUUUGCUCCAAUUGAUCAAGCACAAGGUUAUCAGGAAAUGUUCAGCGACUUGGGUGAUCUAUUGUGUACAAUCACUGGGUUUGACUCUCUCUCAUUGCAACCUAAUGCUGGUGCUUCUGGUGAGUACACCGGGCUCAUGGUUAUCCGCGAAUAUCACAGGUCAAGAGGAGAUCACCACAGAAAUGUGUGUAUCAUACCCGUCUCUGCACACGGGACAAACCCUGCAAGCGCUGCUAUGUGCGGGAUGAAAAUUAUUACGGUUGGAACUGAUGCUAAGGGAAAUAUCAACAUGGAGGAGGUGAGAAAAGCUGCUGAAGACAACAAAGACAGCUUAGCUGCCCUCAUGGUUACAUACCCUUCAACUCAUGGAGUCUAUGAAGAGACUAUUGAUGAGAUUUGCAAAAUAAUACACGACAAUGGAGGUCAAGUGUACAUGGAUGGUGCCAACAUGAAUGCACAGGUUGGUUUGACCAGCCCUGGUUUCAUUGGAGCGGAUGUGUGCCAUCUCAAUCUCCACAAGACCUUCUGUAUUCCUCAUGGAGGUGGUGGGCCUGGAAUGGGUCCCAUUGGUGUGAAGAAGCAUUUAGCACCAUUUCUUCCUUCUCACCCUGUGAUACCCACUGGUGGUUUCCCGCAACCCGAGAAGACAGAACCGCUGGGUCCCAUUGCCGCUGCACCGUGGGGAUCUGCCCUUAUCUUGCCAAUAUCUUACUCUUACAUUGCCAUGAUGGGAUCUGGUGGACUCACUGAGGCCUCAAAGAUUGCAAUCUUGAAUGCCAAUUACAUGGCAAAGCGCCUAGAGAAGCACUUCCCAAUUCUGUUCCGUGGUGCCAACGGAACAGUAGCACACGAAUUCAUCAUAGAUUUGAGAGGCUUCAAGAACACUGCUGGAAUAGAAGCAGAGGAUGUGGCGAAACGGCUAAUGGACUAUGGAUUCCAUGCACCCACAAUGUCUUUCCCUGUCUCUGGAACGCUCAUGAUUGAGCCAACCGAGAGUGAAAGCAAGGCGGAGUUAGACAGGUUCUGCGAUACUCUCAUUUCGAUCAGGGAAGAAAUUGCACAGAUUGAAAAAGGAAAUGCAGAUGUCCAGAACAACGUUCUCAAGGGAGCUCCACAUUCUCCAGCUAUGCUUAUGUCAGACACAUGGAAGAAGCCGUAUUCCCGAGAGUACGCUGCUUUCCCUACCGCAUGGCUCCGAUCUGCCAAGUUCUGGCCAACCACAGGGCGGGUGGACAAUGUGUAUGGAGACAGGAAGCUGGUGUGCACUCUCCUCCCAGAAGAAGAACAAGUCGCAGCUGCAGUAUCAGCUUGAUUUACAUUCAUGUCUUUAUGUUAUGUGUCCCAUCCCCUUUCUCUCAUUUCUCUUCUCUCUCUGCUCUUCCAUGUUUAUGUCCACAGUGUUCUUAUUUAUCAUACACUUUCUAUCUAGCUGUGUAAUGUUUACAUUGGAAUGUUGCUAAUCAUAUCAUCCUUCGUUUC
Raphanus sativus (radish) is the source of this 3434-nucleotide messenger RNA. Its product is annotated as glycine dehydrogenase (decarboxylating) 1, mitochondrial. Gene Ontology annotation, cellular component: apoplast; chloroplast envelope; mitochondrion. Lineage: Eukaryota; Viridiplantae; Streptophyta; Magnoliopsida; Brassicales; Brassicaceae. The record is from RefSeq and is a predicted model, not a curated record. Gene Ontology annotation, biological process: glycine decarboxylation via glycine cleavage system. Gene Ontology annotation, molecular function: pyridoxal phosphate binding; glycine dehydrogenase (decarboxylating) activity; glycine binding.